Messenger RNA from Onthophagus taurus, 1505 nucleotides. Lineage: Eukaryota; Metazoa; Arthropoda; Insecta; Coleoptera; Scarabaeidae. The record is from RefSeq and is a predicted model, not a curated record.
AUUUUUAAUAUCUUUUCAGUUUUUACAUACCAAGAAGCAUUUUUAACAACAUACAGAACGUUUAUUGCGCCAUCUAAUUUAAUAGCAAAACUUUUACGCCGAUUUAAGUAUUUUUAUCCACAACCGGAUAAAAAGCCUGAAAAGAAAAAGGAAGCUUUUGCUUUAUUAAUACGUGUAGUAAGUGAUUUAACGCCAUUAGAUUUAGAUAAAAACGUACAACAAAUGUUAAUGGAUUUCGUACAAUUAUUAAUAUCAUACGGCGAAAUAACGUUAGCCAAAGCUUUAAGGGUAAAGCACCUCGAUAAACACGAUUGCAAAGUGUUAAGCCAACGUCCCCCCGUUGUCGAGAUAACAACAAAAACGCCACAAGCGAGUUUAUUAGAUUUCAAAUCGGAACAAAUCGCCGAACAAAUGACGUUUUUGGAUGCGGAGUUGUUUGUGAAAAUUGAAAUACCCGAAGUGUUAAUUUGGGCUGAAGAACAAAACGAAGAGCGAUCGCCGAAUUUAACAAGAUUUACGGAACAUUUUAAUAAAGUUUCUUAUUGGGCUCGAACCAAAGUACUUUUAGCUGAUGCGAAAGAUCGCGAAAAAUAUUGCAUUAAAUUUAUUAAAAUAAUGAAACAUUUAAGAAAAAUUAAUAACUUUAAUUCGUAUCUUGCGUUAUUAUCGGCGUUGGAUUCGGCACCAAUUCGUCGAUUGGAAUGGCAAAAACAAAUUCAGGAGGGAUUAAAAGAGUAUUGUGCCCUCAUUGAUAGCUCAUCAAGUUUUCGAGCUUACCGAAUGGCUUUAGCUGAUGCUCAACCACCUUGUAUACCAUAUAUUGGAUUAGUUCUUCAAGAUUUAACAUUUGUUCAUAUAGGAAAUACGAAUUUACUUUCAAACGGUUUAAUUAACUUCUCAAAAAGGUGGCAACAAUAUCACAUAGUCGAGAAUAUGAAGAGGUUUAAAAAAUGUUCUUAUCCGUUCAAAAAGAAUGAAAAGAUAAUCGACUUCUUCCAAAAUUUCGACGACCACAUCUCAGAGGAUGAGAUGUGGGCGAAAUCGGAGGCGAUAAAACCCCGGGGUUCGAAAAAGACACAAUGAAAGAUUAGAAAAAGAAGUUUAAUUCAAAAAAUUGUAGAAAAAAAAAUUCUUUGAAGAUGUUUUAGGAAAAUGUUAUUAAUUUUUUUUUAAGUUACCCAAUUUUAAGGCAUUUAAAUGAGUUCUUUUAUGUGCAGUAAAAGCUAGAUAUAACGGAUUAAUAUGCGUCUGAAGAUGCAUGGCUAAACCACCAACUUUCUAGUUCUAGGUCUAGUGUCAAAAUAGUGUAAAAUAUACAACAAUCUAAUGCUGAAUAACAACUAAAGGCGAAACUAACAAUAGCAUUAGAAGUAACACUAGAUCUAGAACUAGAAACAUUUGAGUUUAGCUGUGUGCCUCUUAAGAUGGGUAAACCAGAAUGUUUCUAGUUGUAGGUCUAGUGUUUGUUCUAGUUUAAUAAAAAAUGCUAAAUAACAAUUAAAACU